GCCGUCGACGACAUGAUCUUCAGAGUGACGUUGUUGGUUGUGUGCACGCUGCUGGCCGCUGCGAGAUCCGAGCCAAGACCGCGGCCGCGUCCAGUGCCGAUCUACUCGAAUCAGUUCGCCGUUUACGUGCCCAGCGGAGCGGUGACCGCCGACGAGAUCGCCCAGGAGCACGGAUUCGACAAUCAUGGACAGAUCGGAGCCCUAAAGAAUUAUUACCUCUUCUCUCACAAGCGACUGCACAAGAGAUCCCUCACCGCGAGCGAGCCACAUCACAAGGCGCUCAGGGAUGAGCCACGGGUGCACUGGUUCCAGCAGCAGCAUGAGAAGAAGCGCAAGAAGCGCGACUUCGGCGCCGCGUCCUACGCGUUCGCCGAUUAUCAGCCCUUCUUCGGCGGUUUUGGUCCGCGUCCGCGACAGGUCGCCCAGUUCCAUCGCCAAAGAAACCGAGGCGUGCCACUUCAAAACCUGUUCACGGACCCGCUCUUCAAGGAACAGUGGUACCUGAACGGCGGCGCCAAGGACGGCUAUGACAUGAACCUCGGCCCGGCCUGGCAGAAGGGCUACACCGGCAAGGGUGUCGUCGUUUCGAUUCUGGACGACGGCAUCCAGACCAACCAUCCCGAUCUCGCGUUCAACUACGAUCACCAGGCCAGCACGGAUAUCAACGACAACGACGACGACCCGAUGCCGAGGGACAACGGCGACAACAAGCACGGCACGCGAUGCGCCGGCGAAGUCGCCGCCGUCGCCUUCAACCAGUACUGCGGCGUCGGGGUCGCUUAUAACGCCAGUAUCGGAGGCGUGCGAAUGCUCGAUGGCCCGGUAAACGACGCCGUCGAGGCCAGAGCUCUGGGAUUGAAUCCUGAUCACAUCGACAUAUACAGCGCCUCCUGGGGUCCCGAGGACGACGGCAAGACUGUCGACGGCCCGGGUCCUCUCGCCAGAAGGGCGUUUAUUUACGGAGUGACGAGCGGUCGAAAGGGUAAGGGCUCGAUCUUCGUGUGGGCGUCCGGUAACGGCGGUCGACACACCGACUCGUGCAACUGCGACGGCUACACGAACAGCAUCUUCACGCUGUCGAUAUCGAGCGCGACACAGGGCGGCUACAAGCCGUGGUAUCUCGAGGAGUGUAGCUCGACUUUGGCGUCCACGUACUCGUCGGGGACCCCCGGCAACGAUAAGAGCGUGGCUACCGUGGACAUGGAUGCCAAGCUGCGUCCCGAUCACAUCUGCACGGUGGAGCACACCGGAACAUCUGCCUCGGCGCCUUUAGCCGCCGGCAUUGCCGCCCUCGCCCUAGAGGCAAAUCCCACGCUAACGUGGCGGGACAUGCAGUACCUGGUGGUGCUCACCUCGAGGUCCGAGCCGUUGAGCAACGAGCCCGGCUGGAUACUGAACGGCGUGAAGAGAAAGGUCUCCCACAAGUUCGGCUACGGCCUGAUGGACGCGGGUGCCAUGGUCAACCUGGCCGAACAAUGGACCAACGUGCCGCCCCAGCACAUCUGCAAGUCUGACGAAAUCAACGAGGAGAGACCGAUUGAUCCCACGUACGGAUACACCAUGAGCGCGUACAUGGAUGCCACCGGAUGCGCUGGCUCUUUGAACGAGGUGCGGUUCUUGGAGCAUGUGCAGUGUAAGGUUUCCCUGAGGUUCUUCCCUCGCGGAAACUUGAGAAUCUUACUGACCUCGCCGAUGGGCACGACUUCAACGUUAUUAUUCGAGCGGCCGCGCGACGUUCUCAGCUCCAACUUCGACGACUGGCCCUUCCUCAGCGUACACUUCUGGGGCGAAAAGGCUGACGGUCGGUGGACACUGCAGAUCAUUAAUGCUGGGAAUCGACAUGUCAAUUCACCAGGUAUCCUGAAGAAGUGGCAGCUGAUCUUCUACGGCACAUCGACGAACCCGAUCCGGAUACGCACGCGGCAAUUUAACCCGGUACAUUCUUCGGCGUACCUUCCCUCCCAUUCCGUGCAUUACCCAUUCACGGUAGACGAUGAUCCGCUACAAUUGUCCGGUUAUCCGGGCAACAGGGACUUCUUUUCUCCGUCUACCUUUCAGAGUUACCAGGGCCCGUACGCUGGCGCCGCGUCGAACCUGCAGGCAUCCGUGGCCACCUUGGACGGCUCGUCGGCGCCGAUCCUGUCGAAUCACCUGCCCGGCGACGUCUCAUCGGCGUCCGCCUUCGACUCACCCUCUGCGGCGUCGUCCGUGCAAGCGGAUGGCUCGCUCGACACCACCAGGAGGAUACUGCACGACUGCGAUCCUCAAUGCGACGCGCAAGGUUGCUACGGCAAAGGCCCGACGCAGUGUGUCGCUUGUAAAAAUUAUCGUCUCGAUAACACUUGUGUCAGUCGCUGUCCGCCAAGGAGCUUCCCGAACCAGGGCGGCGUUUGCUGGCCGUGUCACGAAUCCUGCGAAAUUUGCGCGGGUGCGGGUCAGGACUCCUGUCUCUCGUGUGCUCCCGCUCAUCUUCGGGUCACUGAUCUGGCGGUCUGCCUCCAGCAAUGCCCGGAAGGCUACUACGAAAAUACCGAGAACAGCACGUGCGUGCCAUGCGAGGCCAACUGCGCCAGCUGUCAGGACAGACCGGACAAGUGUACCAGCUGCGAGCAUCAUUUGGUGAUGCACGAGAACAAAUGUUACGCCGCGUGUCCACCGUACACGUACGAAACGCAAGAUUACAAUUGCGGGCCGUGUCAUCCUACCUGCGAGACCUGUAACGGCACGGCGGAUAAUCAAUGCAUCGCCUGCCGAUCUGGACUGUUUGCCUUGAACGGCACGUGUCGCGCCUCGUGCCCGGCGGGCUAUAGCGCCGACAAGAAGCGACGCGAAUGCGUGGCAUGUCCGCCCGGCUGUGCGACCUGCAGUUCGCUCAGCUGCACCAGCUGCAUCGAGGGCUGGAGCCUGAACAAAAAGGGCCUGUGCGCGCCCGAGAGCCGCAGCCAUUGCAACACGGGCCAGUAUUACGAGGACGGCCAGUGCAAGGCCUGCCACUCGUCUUGCGAGACUUGCGCCGGCUCUACGGAGGAUCACUGUAUAUCCUGCCCGAAUCCGUUGCUCCUUCAGGGCAAACGCUGCGUGUCGCAAUGCGACGAUGCUUACUAUUCAGUGGUGCAACCCUCGCGACCGGUUUGCGUCCCCUGCCUGCACACUUGUAGGAGCUGCGUCUCCCGUUUGAAUUGUACAGCGUGUCAAGACGGCCUGCAGCUGCAGAGCGGAGAAUGCAGGUCAUCCUGUGCGCCAGGUUAUUACAGUGACAGAGGUCAAUGUGCCAAAUGUUACUUGUCGUGUAAAACGUGUUCGGGACCCAGAAGAGAUCAGUGCGUUACUUGUCCGAGAGGCUGGCAGCUGGCGGCCGGCGAAUGCCAUCCCGAGUGUCCAGAAGGGUUCUUCAAGUCGAACUUCGGUUGCCAGAAAUGUCAUCAUUAUUGCCGCACGUGCAAAGGCGAAGGCCCGCUGGAAUGCACCUCUUGUCCACCUCAUUCGAUGUUAGAAGGUGGACUAUGCAUGGAAUGCUUAGGGGCGCAGUACUACGAUUCCUUGACUCAGCUUUGCAAGAGUUGUCAUUCUGAUUGCCGCAGAUGCACUGGUCCCGGCAAAUUCAGCUGUGCCGCAUGCUCGCCACCAUUACAUUUGGACAAAUUGAACAAUCAAUGUGUUCCUUGUUGCACAGGUAACGAGAAGGGACCUCAGGCUGAGGAGUGCUGUCUCUGUGAUCCAGAAACCGGCGGCUGCAGGAACAGCUCACCGGCUGGGAAAAGGAGGGUACCGGGGACAGAGUUCUCUGCUAACACCGCCAUCUCUGAGACGUACAACAAUAAUGGCAGAAUAAGUAACGAUUCAGCUUCGCUCGCCGUAACAGCCGCCACAACCAUGGCAGUUGCCAUUUGCUUAGCAUCGAUUGCGUUGUUCGCAAUGAUAUUCGUCGCUCUUCAGGCUUGGUCCGGCAGAAGAGAGACCAACAUGGGAUAUACGCAGCUUGCCGUGAAGGUGGAACCGUCCGACGAUGCGGACGCCGACGACUCGACAGAGCUGAUGACUUAGACUUCGUUAACGCUGAACGUAACUGAUGAUCUUACGUCGCAGGGAGAUCGACGAGUCUCGAUUGCGAUUGAUUCGCGAGUCACAAGUUACGUAUUUUCGCAUUAGCGAGGUCCAAGGAUAGCCUAUAUAUGUGAUGAUAAGGCAAAUAGGAGAAUGGUGGUAAAUACGUAGCGGGGAGGAAAGAGUUGAAGAAGGAGGAGGAGCAAGCAAAAGAAGAUUCGUCGAAAACGUGAUAGUAGAACUCCGUAGAGUGUCGUGUGAAUGAACAGAAUGAAAGAGGAAGAGCGCGAGAGCAAGCGUGACUGUUGUUUACAUGGCCGUGGUGCGGUCGCGUGAAUGUGCGAAUGUACAAGGAACGUGUUUUAGCUAGAGAUAUACUUUUUGCCCGUAAUUGUUGUCAAGUGCGUCGCCGAUACCAUCGUCGCGCACACCAAGACACUUCCGACACGGAUAGCGAUCCGAGAUACGGAGUAAAAGGGUGAAGGACAUUAUGAAGUGCCUGAUUAGUGACACCCUUGUUUUCACACCCUUUCGCGUUCCCCCUCCGACGCUUUCUGUCUUCUAGGUAACUCCAAGCCUUCGUCGAUUAUAUAUCAUCGUCGUGUGUAUCUGCGAGAAAAUAGUAUCUCAGCUAGACGACAGAUAACACACAAAUGCGUGCCGAUCGUUGCGCGUUGCAAGAGUCGAGGGCGAUCUAGUUCAUUUAAUUAGCAUUCCUUAACUGUCCGUCGAGUUUUCCCUCGCGCAACAUCCUUCCUGACGCGAUCGACGACCGUCAAGUUAUCGAAGGGACGAAAGUGCGUCUUUUUCUUCAUCUCUCUUCUGGAAGGCUACCAACAUCCCGUUAAGUAGGGUGAAGGGACAUGUAUGUAAAGUGGCCUCCGUACAUUAGGCUGAACCACGGACCACGUAAUCGUAAUCGUUAAUUGUGAAUUAUGAAUGGAUAUUGUUAUAUAUUUGUAUAAAUGAUAAUAGUAACAAGUGAGCGAACAAAGGGGAGUUAAUCGCAAGGAUCAGGAGGGGGAGGCGAAAGAAAGCGAUGUAGCUAGAUGACGAACCAGGAUGGGGACGAGGCGAGAAGGACCGGAUUGGGGGAAGAGAAGAGAGAAGAUCAUCGCGCGCGAGUGUAAGCUGCUUCGUUCUCCCACCUUGAACCUGAUUGUCUCGGCUAGUCGACACACAAUUCGCACGCCCGAAAGAACCAACGGACUCUUACUGCGAUCGCCCAGUUAUCCGACGCGUCUGUGACAUCAGUCGUCACAUUCCAGUACCUCCCAAGCUGACGUAACACAAGCCAUUGACACAAGCAAUGCGUUUUAUAAACUGUUUGUUGUUAUUACUUAAUUGUCUACUCCGAUGUUUUGUUUAAUAUCUCACUUUCCGCGUUGUUCUUACUUUAUUUCUUUAAUUCUCGCUCGUAUCCAUUUUUUCCCUGUUUCGUUGGGAUCGCAUGAGAGGAGGGAAGUCAUUAAAAAACAAAAAAGAAAAAGGAAAACGGAUGAAUGAAUAAAAAGGAAAAAAAAAGAAUUGUACGCAACGAUCCGUAGCGAAUCGAUAUUCUCGAAAGCCAUCGCCCACGCCUACUCGUGUGAAUAUUGACUUUCUCCUUGUGAUUUGAUAUAAAGCUAUUAUUGUACUUUUAUGAUGACCGCGAUUAUAAAUAUAUACAUAUAUAUACACAC
Vollenhovia emeryi is the source of this 5726-nucleotide messenger RNA. It is a transcript of the gene Fur2, whose product is annotated as furin-like protease 2. The record is from RefSeq and is a predicted model, not a curated record. Gene Ontology annotation, cellular component: Golgi membrane; trans-Golgi network. Lineage: Eukaryota; Metazoa; Arthropoda; Insecta; Hymenoptera; Formicidae. The coding region runs from base 13 to 4044 and encodes 1343 amino acids. Gene Ontology annotation, molecular function: serine-type endopeptidase activity. The transcript has 15 exons. Gene Ontology annotation, biological process: protein processing.